CCCCAUCGAAUCUCUUGUAAGGUCCUUUAGUCCAAGGAGCGCGUUUUUGUUGCAGGCGGGCGAGGUGCUGCAGCUGGAGCUGGGCCUGAGGUCAAGGAAUUAAAGAGCACAUAGAAAAAGAAACAUGAACCUAAGGAAUCCGGGUAAACGCAUCUACUCUUGGUUUGGAAGAGCCAUCUCUUUUGACGGACAACUGCAGAUCUCGCAUUAUAGGGGGAUAUCUGUCAAAUCAGGAAAAAAUGCAACUGAAACCAGCAUAUUCCCUGGGGAGUUUAUUUUAAUAGAAAAGGAGAAUACAGACCAGAUCCUUGUGGCAAGACUCCUAAAAUUAUAUGAAGAUGGUACUCAGGAAAAACAUGCAGUUGUUCAGUGGUUUUCUCAUAUUGAAAAAAUACCUCUCAAUCAAUUAAUAACUUCAGGAAAAAAGAACUCUCAGGAGAUAUUUUUGAAUGAAAAUGCUGAAUGGGAUACAGACAUCCUUGUUACAGCCAUCAUUAGUAAUGUCACAGUUAUACCACUGUCACCAUGUGAAGAGCUUCCUGCUGUGCUAGAGAAUGAAGAGAUGCUCUUUGUAAGGGAAUCUUGGAAUGGCAAAAAAUUUAAACCUUUGCCACCUAGCUUAUUGGCAGAGCUGAAAGACUCUGUGAAAAUGAAGAGUAAUGCCAUGAGCUUUACAACUGAAUACCAAGUGACACCCUCACGCACUACUUGCUCGGAAGCAAAAACAGGGAGGGUGACUCGAAGCAGACAGAAUGGGAUGGAAAUAGAAUCAAAACAUUCAAACUCCAAGUCAUCUCUGUCUAAGGAAAGACAUUCCCGAAGAGUAGCUGAUGGCACUAACACCACAGCAGUGAAGAAGAAAUUAGAGCUGAAUAGUCCUACCAAAUUUCCAAAAAAUAAGUCCAAAGAACAAGAUGGUAUUGCGCUUCUAGACUUUGACUUCAUUGAGCCUCUGGAACAGUCAGCUCUUAAACGCAAAGUCACAUUCCAUGGCCUUAAAGGCUCACCUCCCAAAAUAUCCUGCCUUACUGAUGAAGAAGAUCCGUUUCACGACAUUGAGCCAUUGGAAAACAUAACUGAGAGAUCUAAUUCAUUUGUGUUAUCUUCUUCCAAGAGGAACCAAGCUUCCAGUCUGGAAACCAGAACUUCUGCUGUGAAGGACAGUGCCAGAGAUUCAGAUGAAGAACAAGAAUCAGAUGCCAGGAGUAUAGUGACAACUCGUUCUCGACGGAAAUGUUCACAAAGGACUGCUACUCGCAUUGCAAAACAGCUUAAUUUUUUAGAUUCAUCUGGGAAGGAAGGUGAAAAAGAGUACUUCCCUCUUGCUGAAAGUUCUCAUUCCAUUGGCAGUGAUGAUGAAGAUAUAAAGGUGUUUCAAAAACCCAAAAGGCAAAUAAAAUCUGCUCAAAAUAGUACAAGAAAAGAAUCUGCUGGGACUCCUGCCAAAACAAGCAAAACUUCAAGCAAAACACCUGAGCCAAGAACCCCCAAGACUCCACAUGAUGCUAUUCCCAGAAUUCGCAGCCGGAAUCAGACAAUACAAGAGCCAGCCAAUGUGUUAGAAGAGGCUAGGAUAAGGCUGCAUGUUUCUACUGUCCCAGAGUCUUUGCCGUGCCGUGAAAAGGAAUUCCAGGAUAUCUAUAACUUCAUAGAAAGCAAACUCAUUGAUGGGACGGCAGGGUGCAUGUACAUUUCUGGAGUUCCUGGAACAGGCAAAACAGCAACAGUUCAUGAAGUCAUUCAUUGUCUCCAACAAGCAGCAGAAAAUGAUGAGCUGCCAUCUUUCCAGUUCAUAGAAAUCAAUGGCAUGAAGCUGACAGAGCCCCAGCAAGCCUAUGUGCAGAUCCUAAAUUUACUGACGGACCAGAAGGCAACUGCUACUCAUGCUGCAGUGCUGCUGGAGAAGAUGUUCUGCAAACCUAGUCCCAAAAGGAAAGCCAUAGUACUGGUAGUGGAUGAGCUUGACCUCUUGUGGACCCGAAAACAAAAUGUGAUGUAUAAUCUCUUCGACUGGCCAACCCAUAAAGGUUCCAAGUUGAUUGUCUUGGCCAUUGCUAACACUAUGGAUUUGCCAGAAAGAAUCAUGAUGAACCGAAUAGCUAGCAGGCUGGGCCUUACCAGAAUGUCUUUCCAGCCGUAUACCUACAAACAGUUACAGCAGAUUGUUUCCUCCAGGAUGGUCCAUGUGAGAGCAUUUGAAGAGGAUGCUAUUCAACUAGUUUCUAGAAAGAUAGCUGCUCUGUCUGGUGAUGCAAGACGUUGCCUUGAUAUCUGCAGAAGAUCCACCGAGAUCUGUGAACUCUCUAAUCAAAAGAGUGACUGUGGAUUAGUCAGCAUGACACACAUCAUGGAAGCCAUGGAUGAAAUGUUCUCAUCACCCUAUAUAAAUACAAUUAGGAAUGCUUCCUUGCAGGAGCAAACUUUCCUGAAAGCAACUAUAGCAGAAUUUCACAGGUCAGGACUAGAAGAGGCUACAGUUCAGCAGGUAUUUCACCAGCAUGUUGCACUGUGUAGGAUUGAAGGCCUGAAAACUCCUACUGUAUCAGAAAUAAUGGCAAUUUCCUCUCGGCUUAGUGCCUGUAGACUCUUGUUGACAGAAUCGAAUAAUAAAUAUCUACAAAGGCGAAUUCGACUUAAUAUUAGCCGAGAUGAUGUCAUGUACGCGCUCAAGGAAGAAUAAAGCAAUUUUGUUGAUAACAUAAUUGGGUGGGGAGGUUAAUUUUAAUUUUUAAAGAGGUUUUAAAUGGUGCAGAUUGAAACUUGUUUAUCAUUUGUAUUUUCAAAUUCAUGCCAGUUUAGUCUCUUAUUUUGAUUUUUCAAUGUAGUUCUAUAUUUUUUUAAUUUCACUUUUAUAAAAUCUUAAUGUUAAAAUGGUCCCUGUAUUAAACUAUUUGUUCAACUGA
Molecule: messenger RNA, 2903 nt
Organism: Eublepharis macularius
Lineage: Eukaryota; Metazoa; Chordata; Lepidosauria; Squamata; Eublepharidae
Gene: ORC1
Product: origin recognition complex subunit 1
Exons: 17
Coding region: 125-2680 (851 amino acids)
Biological process (GO): DNA replication initiation; mitotic DNA replication checkpoint signaling
Cellular component (GO): nuclear origin of replication recognition complex
Molecular function (GO): ATP hydrolysis activity; ATP binding; chromatin binding
Source: RefSeq, a predicted model, not a curated record